This is a messenger RNA of Drosophila navojoa, 1186 nucleotides long. RefSeq lists its product as uncharacterized. The record is from RefSeq and is a predicted model, not a curated record. NCBI's taxonomy places the organism in Eukaryota, Metazoa, Arthropoda, Insecta, Diptera, Drosophilidae.
AACAAGUUUACGAAUCACAACACAAAUAAAUUUCAGUCAUAGUUGAAGCACACAACGCGCUUCUUAUUGCAAUUGAAGUGGCUUAGAAUCAAUAUAAACGCAUUUAUCUAGAUAGAGACGAGAGGAGAGAGAGAGAGCACGGUGCAUAGGCAAAAUGGCGGUGGUACUUGAGGACUCUCGGGAUAAGUUGAUUGCGCAGAUGGCUAACUGCGACAAGAUUCCCAUUGAUUAUAUGGAUCUGCUGACCCAUCGCAUCAGAUGUCGCAAAAUCGAGAUCUUUCACUAUGACGAAGAGGUCAGCUUCACUACCGCCAGCGGCGAGGAGGAGCAAGAACUGAGCCUGGAUCAUCCAUUGAGCAUGGAUCGCACCGAUGACGAGGAACGCACCUUGAAGCUAGUCGGUGAAAUAGAUUGCCUAAUACGCCGCAUCGAGCACAUGCAAUUGGCCAUCAAGCACCGUCAGGACUAUGCGCGGGGCUCCGAUAUGAGCUACGCCACUACCGAGCAGGACUCGUCGUCGGGUACGCCUGUGCCCGAGCUGGGCGUCAUUCAGUUCAAGAAGUGCAUUACCAGGAAGGUCAAGAGGGUACUGAGUGCGUAUGAGCAACAGCUGGCCGCAAACGAGCUGCCCAUGGACGAGCCGUUCCACAUUGUCCUCAGCCCUGAGGAGGAGCUUGGGGUGCGCAAUCUAAAGCACGCCCACCAUCGUCUGCAAUGCGAGAUCGAUGAGCUGCUCUGCAACUACCGUCUGGUGCGCACGCUGCUCAGCAAGAUGCGGCGUCAGAUGUGCCAGGAGAAUCGACGUGUUCGCAAACUGGUCGAUGUCAUGCAACAAUGUAAGGAAUGGUUCCUGAAGGUGGUCAAGGACCUGCCUCUUUGUAAUAGGCGCUGCGCUGUUUAUGAAAAGAGGAAGGUCCGCAAGUUUGAUGCCAGACGCAUCGUUAAAUCUCACUUCGCAUACAAGGGCGGUAUCUUUAGAACUUUUCUGAGCUGUCGCCAGCUGAACUAUGAGAUACGUGAGUUCGAGCUGGAAGUCGAGGAGCUGGAACAGUACUGUGACGAUCUGUUCCACGACAUUACACAGCGCCUUGACGCCUGUGAGAACGAGGAGGGCUAUGAGGAGGAGGUUGAGAGUGAGAGUGAGAGCUCAGAAUCAAUUGGACAGGCUUACGAUCUAACUAUCUAG